Macadamia integrifolia is the source of this 1843-nucleotide messenger RNA. RefSeq names its product polyadenylate-binding protein RBP47B'-like. The record is from RefSeq and is a predicted model, not a curated record. Lineage: Eukaryota; Viridiplantae; Streptophyta; Magnoliopsida; Proteales; Proteaceae. Bases 41 to 1228 code for a protein of 395 amino acids. The transcript is spliced from 6 exons. Gene Ontology annotation, cellular component: cytosol. Gene Ontology annotation, molecular function: mRNA binding.
UAGCUUCACAGACUCAACGGUUCACAGCGAGAGAAGAAAGAUGGACUUACAGGCGCAGCAACAGCAGCAGUGGACGAUGAGCGCACAGCCUCAACCCCAUCAUCAACCAUCGUCAUGGUCUGCUUCUUCUCAACCCUAUCACCAACCUACCUCCGUCGAAGAAGUCAGAACCCUUUGGAUCGGUGAUUUGCAGUAUUGGGUAGACGAGAACUACCUUCAUAACUGCUUCUCGCACACUGGAGAGGUCCUUUCGAUAAAAAUCAUACGCAACAAGAUUACUGGUCAACCUGAAGGUUAUGGGUUUGUAGAGUUUGUUUCCCAUGCUGCAGCUGAACAGAUUCUGCAAACAUACAAUGGGACUCAGAUGCCUGGAACAGAACAAACUUUUAGGUUGAAUUGGGCUUCUUUUGGGAUUGGAGAAAAGCGCCCUGAUGCUGGACCUGAGCAUUCCAUUUUUGUGGGGGACUUAGCGCCGGAUGUCACGGAUUAUUUGUUGCAAGAGACCUUUCGAGCCCAAUAUCCAUCAGUUAGAGGUGCCAAGGUUGUUACUGAUCCGAACACUGGCCGUUCAAAGGGCUAUGGAUUUGUUAAAUUUUCUGACGAGACAGAAAGAAACCGUGCAAUGAUUGAAAUGAAUGGAGUAUAUUGUUCAACCAGGCCAAUGCGUAUCAGUGCAGCAACGCCAAAGAAGACCACUGGUUUUCAGCAGCAAUAUCCAGCAGCUAAAGCCAUAUACCCAGCACCAGUCUACACCACACCAACUGUGCAGGCACUCCCAGCAGACAAUGAUUUAAAUAACACUACUAUAUUUGUUGGUGGUUUGGAUCCUAAUGUCACAGAGGAGGAGUUAAGGCAAAUUUUUGCUCAGUUUGGGGAGCUUGUCUAUGUUAAGAUUCCUUUGAGUAAAGGAUGUGGUUUUGUUCAAUUUGGAGCUCGGGCAUCUGCUGAGGAAGCAAUACAGAGGUUGCAUGGAACCAUGAUUGGUCAACAAAUAGUUCGCCUUUCAUGGGGUAGAAGCCCAACAACUAAACAGGACCAACCUGGUGUCUGGGGUCAGCAAGUGGACCCCAGUCAAUGGAGCAGCGCUUAUUAUGGUUAUGGACAAGGUUAUGAUGCCUAUGCUUAUGGUGCUACUCAAGAUCCGUCUUUAUAUGCCUAUGGUGCAUACGCUGGAUAUGGACAAUACCCACAACAGGCAAGAAAUGUUACUCUGGUAUCUGCGGAAUGAUGGUUGACAAUGUUAUAAAUAAUAUAAUCAUGGUUUGUAACAUUUCUCUCUUCAAGAGUACGUAAAAACUGCUAUAAAUGAUGCCAUUAAUGUUUCCACUGUUUUUUUUUUUGGGGUGCAGAUUUUAUAUUUAAUAUGAUUUAUCUAUCGAUGCUUAUGUAUUGUCAUUUUGUCAUAGGUGAUGCUCAGAUACUGUUUUAAAACAAAAAACCACUGAAAAGAUUAUCUAAAACCAUAUAUGUUUUAGUAUUGAUUUUUCAUUCAUUCAUUCUUGGCUGUCUGUUAGAUGAUGAUUUCUUUUUGAAGAGAAUGAGAUGAUUAGGACCUUAAAGAGAGAAGCAGGGUCAAUGCCAUGCAUAAAUGUUCCAUCACUUCGAUUUGAAAAGGGAGCAUUCAUAGGAUUAUAUAACAAGGGAGAAAGAACUCUGCUUGUUUGUGUUCCCCACGCCUAGACACAUGGGGAAGUGGGGGUGGGCUGUGAAAAGACGCCGCUGCCCCUGCCUCCAUGUUGGGAUUUAAAAUGUAACCGCAAGCGUACGGAUCAGUGUAGCUACGGGUCGAACACAGGGAGAGCAGCCACUUUAUUUUUUUAUUUCUUUUAAUAAUGUGAAAGUG